AUGCAUUUUGAUCUUUCAUUUUACCUACAGGAGAAGAUCACUACGACCACGACCACAAAUGAUAUUGAAAGCUUAACAAUAAACUGUAUCUUACAAUCAUCUGCAACUCCCACACCAGAAAGCAUGAAAGAAGUUGAAAAAUAUGAAAUAAACUUCAAAGGUGUUAGUGUCAUUAACAUGACAGGGCAAAGUGUUUAUGGCGUUACUGAAGGUUCAUUUGAUGCUGAGUAUCUUAUAACUGUAAUGAUUGGCAACAAUGGCUCUCUACUCCGGGGCAUAGUCUUCCGACAGGGGAAUAUCACUCCUAUCAUGGCUGCAAAUGAUGUUGCUCCAUAG
Fraxinus pennsylvanica is the source of this 336-nucleotide messenger RNA. The record is from the annotation of a GenBank genome assembly. NCBI's taxonomy places the organism in Eukaryota, Viridiplantae, Streptophyta, Magnoliopsida, Lamiales, Oleaceae.